AAAGUGGCGAAUGGAGCUUUUUGGUGGCUGCAAAAUACUCUCAGUUGGACACAUCCAUGAGCCUAGAUCAGUCGCAAAUUGGUCUGUUGGUGGAUGAAAAAUAGUGACAGUUUCUUGCUGUGGACGCCCCAAAACAAUUUAAUUCACUUGAGCUCAUUGAAGUGGGUGAAUAUGUGCAGCAACUAAUCACACAACAUUGUGUCUUUGUGCAAUUUGCAUUGAGAAAUUCCAACAAGAAGGGGAGACAGCCCAAUUCCCACAGUGAGUUGCUGCAUUUGGUGUUGCGGAAGUUAGUGAAUAGAUUGGCAAUCAGACGACAAGGAUAAAAGAGACGAAUUUGAUUACAAAACGGAGUAGUAUUGAUAUCCUCAUAUGCUCCAUACGCCAUAGAAUUGGAGCAAAUAUUACAAAGAUAGGGGAGUACGGCCUAAAUAUGCACUGGCGUGUCCUGAUGAUGGUGUGGCGGCGGAAGUUGUACGUGAUGGGAUGUGUCACGGUGCUCGUGGUGGCAGCCUGGGGUUGGGCGACAUUCUCACUAAUUGGCACCCCCACAGCCACAGAUGAGGGUGUAAAGGUGCUCGAUGGUGCACACACCGAAAGUCAGGGUCUCUGGCAGCGUCUCACAAUCUUCCGACGUGACCCCAAACCCCCACUCGAUGCUGGGGUGAAGUUCGUGAAGCCAACAGGAAAUAUUCCGCCCAAGCCACAGUCGGAGUCAAUGAUGAGUAAGCUGGACAAUCUCUUCUCCAGCAAGUACGUGGAGAAGCUGCGGAAUCUCAAGGUGCCUGACCGUGAGGAUAUUGCAUGGCGUCGUAAGGCUAUUGAGCAGAGAGCUGCAGCCGAUAAGCAGAUGUACUACGAUCAUGAGCUUCAACGUAUGGGGGUGCCUGUGAUUAAGGGAAUUGGUCCUGAUUCGGGGUUAGUGCCGCCCAAGCAACGCCUGGUUCACUUGGACCUCAAAGGAGCCCCGCCGAAGAUUCAGUACCUAAAACGCAUCAUUCCCAUCCUCAAGUCCUUAGGAGCUACAGGGCUAUUGCUCGAGUACGAGGAUAUGUUCCCGUAUACGGGUCAAAUUGCAAAUAUUGCAGCACGCAAUGCUUAUGCUAAGAAUCGUCUUGUGGACUUCCUGCAGACCGCAAAGGCAGCGGGGCUGACGGUAAUGCCGCUGGUGCAGACUUUUGGGCACAUGGAGUUUGUGCUGAAGUUGCGAGAAUACCAGGAGAUGCGAGAGAACCCUGAUUCACCCCAAGCUCUCUGCCCUAGCUUCAAUAAAUCCCUUCUCUUUGUGGAAGAGAUGCUUUUGCAAGUCAUCAAUUUUCACAUGAAAAUUGACGAAUCACCCGUCCUUGACGAUGAUGCUGGAACAAACUCACUCAGACCACACUUCCGGGCCAUCCACAUUGGUUGCGAUGAAGUCUACCGGAUGGGAGAGUGCCCACGAUGUAGGGACAAGUCAAAGCAUGAGCUUUUCUUAGCUCACGUCUCAGCUGUGGCGACCCGAAUAAAGACACGCUGGCCCGGGUUAGAUGUGGUCAUUUGGGACGAUAUGAUGCGGCAGAUUCAGGUUCUCGAUUUGCAAGACUUCAAACUUGGGGAGUUGGUGCAACCGAUGAUUUGGGUUUAUGCUGAGGAUGUGUAUCGAUUUGUCUCACCGCAAACUUUUGAUAAAUACUCAAUGGUCUUCCCAACGGCUUGGGCGGCAUCUGCCUUCAAAGGAGCCCACGGGGAGACACUGCUCCUGCCACCAUCCCGUCGUCACCUGGAAAAUACCUUAAAGUGGUUGACGGUGAUUCAGAGCGAGAAUGCACGCUUCAAAGGCGGCAUUCAAGGACUCGCUCUGACCGGCUGGCAGCGCUAUGAUCACUUUGCCGUCCUCUGUGAGCUUUUGCCCGCAGCAUUGCCCAGUUUGGCCGUUAGUCUGGCCACAGCCACACUGGGAUACCUCGAAGUGAAUGGGCACAAGAAUACCAUCCUGAGCGCCAUGUCGUGCCCCGAAAAAUCCGCCGAGAGCCUCCAUCGACGUCCUUGGUUGGAUUUCCAUCAAGAUCCAGAUAUGUCCUUCUUUGCGUGGUGCAUGUUCCCUGGUAGUGCACUCUUUCGCUACUCCCACCGUCUUCUCACCACCGUAGCCGAGAGUCGGGACUACGUGGAGAAUAUCAAGUACAAGCGUGGUUGGCUAACUGACUACAACAUUAAGCAUAACUUCACGUCCCCCGUGCGAGUGGCUGAACUUGUGGAACAUGCGACAAAGCUCAAGGGAUCACUCAUCACACUAGCCAAGAACGCAUCUGACAUCAUGAUGGACAUCUACGAUAAGUUCACAAUUGAAGAGUUUAUUGAGCAACGGAUUAAUCCUGUCGUAGAUGAGCUGAAUGGACUCCUCGCGGCUGCAUCACGCCUGAAUGCAAUUAAAGUGUGGCCAAGGCGUCCUCUGCCCUACAUUCGUGUCAUCACCGACAUCAAAUCCCUCACAAAUAGCACCAAAAAGUCCCCCCAUUGAGCACAUUCCGAACCACAAACUUUGUCACCACAAAGGCCCCCUCCCGCAUCUCAUAAGCAAUAACUUGAUGAAGUUUAACAUUUAACAUUGGAAAUGGAAAUCCGUGUGUUUUAGUAAAAUCUCGGCGAAAUAUUCGAUACAAAAUGAAACAACUUUAAUCUUUCUAGCGUAAAAUUUAUUGUGAGUGUUUAGGUAAAAAAAAAAAGAAAGAAAGGGAUAACAUUUUAAGAAUUUUACUGUGACUAUAGUUAAAUCUUUGGAGGCUUUUUUCUUUUGAAUGUGUAAAAAAAAUGAAUCCUCCUUCGGACAAAAACUGCGAUAGAUAUUGCAGAGAAUAUAUAUUGUGUACAGGUUUCAUUUGUUGAGGAUCAUCACUUGCAGUUGGAUUUUUCAUGUGUCUGGAAAAUUGUGAAAAUUUUCGUGGGAAAUGCAACGACAAGCGAUGAGAUGUUUUAUUAAAAUAUUUAGGCCCAAAAAAACUCUCCCCAUUCCCACUAAUAUUGAGUUGACGAGGAAUUUUUGUGAGACAAAAAAAAAACACUGAAAGACUGAUAUUUUUUAAAUUUUAAAUUUUAGUUUAUGCGUUGAUGGUUUAAUAAUUAUAUUUUAAUGAAAAUUAAGAAGAAAAUGUAUUACGAAGUAUUGUGAGAAAAUAAAGGUGAAAUUCUUCAAUCUACUCGAGA
Messenger RNA from Lutzomyia longipalpis, 3183 nucleotides. RefSeq names its product hexosaminidase D. Bases 434 to 2500 code for a protein of 688 amino acids. The transcript has 6 exons. The record is from RefSeq and is a predicted model, not a curated record. NCBI's taxonomy places the organism in Eukaryota, Metazoa, Arthropoda, Insecta, Diptera, Psychodidae. Gene Ontology annotation, molecular function: hexosaminidase activity.